Messenger RNA from Aspergillus costaricaensis CBS 115574, 1539 nucleotides. RefSeq names its product putative MFS transporter. The record is from RefSeq and is a predicted model, not a curated record. Gene Ontology annotation, molecular function: transmembrane transporter activity. Bases 1 to 1539 code for a protein of 512 amino acids. Lineage: Eukaryota; Fungi; Ascomycota; Eurotiomycetes; Eurotiales; Aspergillaceae. Gene Ontology annotation, biological process: transmembrane transport. The transcript is spliced from 7 exons.
AUGAAUCUUAAAUCUACCCAGGCAGACCUUGUCCAAAUCUCCGAGAAGCAAUCUGCCAGCGACAUCAACAGCCUCCCUGUUGAGCAACAUGGCACGCACGUCCAUCCUACCCCUACUUCUGAUCCUUUUGAUCCGCUCAACUGGCCCCGUUGGCAAAAGCAUGUGAUUCUAGGGAUUGUCAUGUUCAAGUACUUCCUUUUCACCUACAUCACGACCACCACUGUCCCCUCCUUCGCCGAAAUACAAUCACAGUAUGACAUCAGCUACUCGCAAGUCAACUGGACCGUCGCAAUCCCGGCGCUGGGCUUGUCGCUUGGACCACUAUUCUGGUCCUCCAUUGGCGACAUCUACGGCCGUCGCAUUGUCUUCAUUGUAGGAACUGUCAUCGCACUCGUAGCGACAGUUGGCGCUGCUGUAGCAGAUACAUAUGGGGGAUACAUGGCUGCUCGGUUCUUUCAAGGAUUCGGAGUCAGCCCUUCAUCAACGGUGGGAAUGGCAGUUGUCACUGAUCUCUUCUACGACUACGAACGCGGCCAGAAACUCGGACUAUGGGUACUUGCCCUAGAUUCAGGUUUACUUCUAGGUCCAACCUUCGGCGGGAUUCUCAACCUCGUCAGCGCACAAUGGAUCAACUGGUUCAACGCCAUUCUCUUCGCCGCGCUUCUACUCCUCGAGCUUACUAUCAUGCCUGAAACCCUCUACCCACGCGCGUUGAUGCUUCAACGCAUGGCAGCCACCGAGAAGCCAGCAGAAACGAAUGCAGGUAUAGAAGAAGCGGAGAUAAAACGCACCAAAUCACUGCCAUUCCUGAACCUCCGCCCCGUCCCAGGCCUUUCUCACCCGCCCAUAUAUGCCUCUUUCACCAGAUUCCUUCUUACCUUCCGCUUCCCAGUCAUCCCCGUGACGGUCCUCGGAUACUCAUUCACAUGGUACUGGUGGAUUCUGUCCGUGAUUACCAUGGUCCCGUCUGCAUAUGCAUCAGAUUCGCCUCUCAUCCAGGGCUUACUAUUCCUGGGCCUUUUGAUUGGGACCUUAGUAGCAGAGGUAAGCUGCUCGGGACGAUUAAGCGAUGCCAUCGUGGGGAGAUUAGCGAAGCGGAAUGGUGGGAUACGGGUCCCAGAGAUGCGCCUAUGGCUGGCAUAUCCAGCCAUUGUCUUAACUGCUGUCGGUUUAAUCCUCUGGGGCAUCAGCAUAGACAAAGCCUACCAUUGGAUGGUAGGACAAGUCGCGUUCUUCCUAUUCUCCGCCGGAAUCCAAAUCGGCAACACCGUAACAAGCAGCUACAUAAUCGACGCCUACCCACUCCAAUCCACCAGCGUGGUGAUUUUCUACGCUGUAUUCCUGAACCUCAGUGCGUUUGCUAAUCCAUUCUUCAUCGCCCAAUGGCAAGCCGCAAUCGGCUGGACCUGGACAUUCACCACCCAAGCCCUGAUCGUUGUGGCUGGUGGAAGUGGUGUGUUCAUUUCGCUGCAUGUGUUUGGGGCGGCGUGGAGAGCGAGGGGUGUGCCCGGGUGGGUGAAUCCGGAGUUUGAUUCUUAG